AUGGACAUCAGUGUGGAGGAGUCUCAAAAAAUCAGAAUAGAUCUGCCACAAGAUUCAGUCACUGGAGAAAAGCUCUGUGAUGACAGGAUAUUCACCAAUCUGGUCACUGGGGCUGGAAGUGAUGGGGAAAGUAUCAGAAAUUGUCCCUUUUGCCAAUGCCUUUUUAUGAUACUCUGGCUUAAAGGAGUUAAAUUUAAUGUGACUACUAUUGACAUGACCAGAAAAUCUGAAGAACUGAAGAACUUAGCCCCAGGUACCAAUCCUCCAUUCUUGGUAUAUAAUAAGGAGUUGAAAACAGACUUCAUUAAAAAUGAGGAAAUUCUAGAGCAGACACUGGCUCCUCCAAGAUAUCCUCACCUGAGUCCCAAGUACAAGGAAUCUUUUGAUAUGGGCUAUAAUCUCUUUGCCAAGUUUUCUGCAUAUAUUAAGAAUAUACAAAAAGAAAGCAACUCAAAUUUUGAAAAAAAAUCUCUGCUAAGAGAAUUUAAACAUCUGAAUGACAACUUAAAUAUUCCACUUCUGGACAAAAUUGAUCAAGACAGUGCUGGGAAGCACACAGUUUCCAGAAGUCUGUUCUUGGAUGGAGAUCAACUAACACUGGCUGACUGCAGUCUGUUAUCCAAACUGAAUAUUAUUAAAGUUACUGUCAAGAAGUACUGUGACUUUGACAUUCCAGCAGAAUUCUCAGGAGUCUGGUGCUAUCUCCACAAUGCCUAUGCCCAUGAAGAAUUUGCCUACAUAUGUCCUGAAGACAAAGAAAUUGAAAAUAUGUAUGCAAGUGUGGCUAAACAGUAG
Molecule: messenger RNA, 795 nt
Organism: Peromyscus maniculatus bairdii (prairie deer mouse)
Lineage: Eukaryota; Metazoa; Chordata; Mammalia; Rodentia; Cricetidae
Source: RefSeq, a predicted model, not a curated record